This is a messenger RNA of Chelmon rostratus (copperband butterflyfish), 2197 nucleotides long. RefSeq names its product FGGY carbohydrate kinase domain containing (gene fggy). The transcript has 16 exons. Gene Ontology annotation, molecular function: kinase activity; phosphotransferase activity, alcohol group as acceptor. The record is from RefSeq and is a predicted model, not a curated record. Lineage: Eukaryota; Metazoa; Chordata; Actinopteri; Chaetodontiformes; Chaetodontidae. Bases 100 to 1752 code for a protein of 550 amino acids. Gene Ontology annotation, biological process: carbohydrate metabolic process.
GUCGCAACCACCGUAUCCAGCUCAAAGUACGCUUAACAGAAACUCUGAAGUGAUGUUUACUGCCCUGAAAUAGGAUUUUGAUCUGCUGCUGCUCUCCUCAUGGCAGAGGUCUACUAUGUUGGAGUGGACGUGGGCACCGCCAGCGUCAGGGCGGCGCUGGUGACCAGGGCGGGUCUGCUGAAGAGCACUGCAGAGGAGCCCAUCAGCAUCUGGGAGCCACAAGCUGACCAUUACGUUCAGUCCUCCACUGAGAUCUGGGAGAAAUGCUGCACACUCGUCAAGAGAGUUACCCAAAGUGUGGACAGGAGUCAGGUACGCGGGAUCGGCUUUGACGCCACUUGCUCUCUAGUGGUUUUGGACCAAAGCUUCCAGCCUGUGCCAGUCAGUCAGGAUGGUGACAGACAAAGGAACGUGGUGAUGUGGAUGGACCAUCGUGCUGAAGAGCAGGCCGCUCGGAUAACAAACACCGGCCACAGGGUCCUGAGCAGGGUGGGCGGGGUCAUGUCACCAGAGAUGCAACCCCCUAAGCUGCUCUGGCUCAAAGAGAAUCUAAAAGAAGUCUGCUGGAACAAAGCUGCUCACUUUUUCGACCUUCCAGACUUCCUGUCUUGGAAGGCAACAGGCUCUUUGACACGGUCUUUAUGUACUCUGGUGUGUAAAUGGACAUAUUGCCCUCCAGAAGGAUGGGAUGCUACUUUUUGGUCUAGUAUUGGACUGGAGGAUCUCCUGGAAAACAACUUUUCCAAAAUAGGCAGUGUGACGUGUCCUCCAGGGAGCCCGUUGGGAGACGGUCUCACCCAGGAGGCAGCAGCAGAUAUGGGUUUGGACCCAGGAACUGCAGUUGGUGCUUCUCUCAUUGAUGCUCAUGCUGGAGGCCUCGGCGUGAUCGGUGCAGAUGUAAAAGGCUUUCACUUGCCCUGUGAGGACCAGCCAAUCACCUCACGCAUGGCAAUGAUCUGUGGGACAUCAACCUGUCACAUGGCUAUCAGCGAGCGGCCUCUGUUUGUGCCUGGAGUGUGGGGGCCCUGCCUGUCUGCCAUGGUGCCUGGCAUGUGGCUCAACGAGGGAGGACAGAGUGCAACAGGAAGGCUGAUCGACCACAUGGUGAAGGGCCAUGCUGCCUACGCCCAGCUCCAGGAACAGGCCCGGCAGAGACUUCCCUUCACUGGCGAGAACAUCUACAGCUACCUGAACAGCCACCUGAGUGUAAUGGCUGACUCUCAUUCUGCCGUGGACCUGCUGGGCUCCAGUCUGCACAUGUGGCCGGACUUCCACGGGAACAGGUCCCCCCUGGCUGACCCCACCUUGAAGGGCAUGGUUAUCGGACUUUCACUCUCCCAAACCUUGGAUGACUUGGCCCUGCUCUAUUUGGCCACGGUACAAGCCCUCGCUCUUGGUACGCUUCACAUUCUGGAGGCCAUGAAAGAAGCAGGACAUGACAUCAGAACCCUCUUCCUGUGUGGCGGUUUGAGCAAAAAUGCCCUGUUUGUACAGAUUCACGCCAACGCUACAGGAUUGCCCGUGGUGUUGCCUGACCAGAUGGAGGCUGUGUUAAUAGGAGCAGCAGUCCUGGGUGCAUGUGCGUCACAGGACUACAGCAGCAUACAGGAGGCGAUGGAGAAAAUGGCUAAAGUGGGGAGAGUUGUUCAGCCCGACCAUGAACUCCAGAGCUUCUAUGAGAGGAAGUACAAGGUGUUCCUGCGACUGUUCGCCCACCAGAGGGAGUACCAGGCCCUCAUGAACCAGAGAUGACAGUGCCGGUGGGAGGCGGCUGUGCUGGAACUGACUCUCUCUGACGUAACGGUGCUGACGAAUCCACUCACUCGAAACAAGAACAGACGUCUCAACCUGGCUGCUUCUCCUGAUUUUAUCAGUGGUCUAGUUUUUUUAAAUUUUCUCAAUAAGCUGAAGGAAAACCAGUCUGAGGGCGUUUAGUUGGUUCUGAAUGCAUGACUGCUGGCACGGUUUAAACUUCAUACAAGCAGGAUUUCAAUCCACCUUGCAAAUAAAAAUAGGGGAGACCUUUAUAGGGACAAGCUGCUGGAGCUUUCUAUGGCUGUCUGUCUUGUAGAUCCGCUGCUGCAGCUCUACCUAAAACGAAGAGGAGGCUGCAGCAGGAGAGAACAUCAACAGAUUUUACAGUGAUCGGCUUAGAGGUCCCUCUGCUCCAUCCACAGUCAAAUACCAUCAAUUACUG